Molecule: messenger RNA, 4957 nt
Organism: Zerene cesonia (dogface butterfly)
Lineage: Eukaryota; Metazoa; Arthropoda; Insecta; Lepidoptera; Pieridae
Gene: Usp1
Product: ubiquitin carboxyl-terminal hydrolase 1
Exons: 10
Coding region: 161-2017 (618 amino acids)
Biological process (GO): protein deubiquitination
Cellular component (GO): nucleus; cytosol
Molecular function (GO): cysteine-type deubiquitinase activity; cysteine-type endopeptidase activity
Source: RefSeq, a predicted model, not a curated record
CAACUAAUCCAAUAUGGCGGUCUGUUACAAAUGGAGUUAUUCGUGGUUAUUUUCAUAUAAUUUCUGUUUAUUUUAACAGUUUCAAUUUAAGGAAUACAUUUUCUUUUGUGAUAUAAUGUAAGUGGAUGACUUAUAUAUAAUCUCAUGCCGUAUUCUGAAGAUGCCCUUAAAUUCUAUGCCGGAAACUAAAAAAGGAGUUGAUAGAACUAAAUUUUCACUGUCUCUUAAUAGAAAUAAUGCAACACAAUUAAGGAACGAAAUUAAAAAACCGGGUUGCAACAAAAUAACUUAUACCUGCGAAAAAUCCUUCGACAAUAAAGAAAAUAAACCUGUCAAGAGACCUUUACCAAACACUUACAACAACACAUUGAAUGCUGCAAAAAAAUUGAAACCUUUGACUGAAUCAUUAAAAGUGGGAGCUUCAUUGGGAGAACCACAGUUAGUGAUAUUAAAGCCCAAGGAAGGCAGCUCUGCCAUGUUGAAUGGCCACCACUCAUCAGAUAAUCAGUAUGGGGGGAGCUCCCAAGCCAAGGCUCCUAUUGCCACCCUAUCUAAUCUUGGAAACACAUGUUUUCUCAACAGUGUAUUGUAUACUUUGAGGUAUGCCCCUCAAUUUGUCCAUAACCUGCAUCACUUAGUGUCAGAUUUGAGUAGAGUGGAACAGAAACUUGGCAGCAUCAGGUUAAAGAGUUCCUCCCUCGGUAGGAGUGCAGCAGGCAUUGUCUCCUCAGGGACAAGGUCCUGGAGCAGUAAAGAUUUAUUGUCCUUAGGGCAAUCAGAUAAUAGUUCCGGAAAAAGUAAAAUACAGAUAGCAACAGAAAAACUUCACGAAACAUAUUUAAGUCUACGUGCAGUGGAGAGCAAAUGUAUGAACACAACAGCUGACACAAGCCCUGAGCCGUAUGCAGCUGAUGCCUUUUUAGCAGCUCUGAGAGAUGUUAACUCUACUUUUGAAGGUAACAGGCAACAAGAUGCCCACGAAUUACUGGUGUGCAUAUUGGACAAUAUCCGAGAGACAUGUCGAGCGUUGAGCGCUCGCGCCUCGCGUUUACAGUUGCAAGAAAAUGGAGAUAGUAAUGGCCUCAGUCGUCCCCAAACCAUAGAGGAUGGUGGCAAAACACUGGGUAACUUGCGCAAGUCAUGGAAGAAACGCAAGGAGGUUAAGCUGAAUGACAGACGGUGUUCCCCCACCGAGGAGCGGGCUCCUUCACCCGCUGACCCGGAGAGGGAUGAGCGAGCCCGACCAGGGUGGGACUUUGUCGCUGAUGAUUUUGAAGGCACGAUGGUAGUCCGCACGAUGUGCCUGGAGUGCGAGACGGUGACGCAGAAGGCGCAGGCGGUGUGCGAGCUGUGCGUGCCCGUGGGCGACGACGACGCGGCCGACGAGCCCUUCCGCGCCGCCUGCCUCUCCAGCGAGUACCUGCGCGAUCAGAACAAGUACUGGUGCGAGCGCUGCCUCCGCUACAACGAGGCGCGGCGCAGCGUCGCUUAUUCGCGCCUGCCGCGGCUGCUGGUGCUCCAGCUGAAGCGCUUCAGCGGCGGCAUGGAGAAGAUCACCCGCCACGCGCCAACGCCGCUGCUGAUGCCGUGCUUCUGCGAGCCGUGCGCGCGCCGCCCGCCCGACCUGCCGCCGGCGCACAGGUACAUCCUGUGGGCGGUCAUAAUGCAUCUCGGCCAGACCCUAACCGGCGGGCACUACGUCGCGUACGCGCGCGACAGCUCGCAGGCCGACGUAAAGUGCGAAAGAGAGAGCAGCAACGAAUCAGCCACCUCCAACACCGGCACCAGCUUCAUGCGGACACUCUUCAACCGACCCAGGCCUCAACAAACUGGCUGUACGGCCAGAGAAUGCUGUGUGCCUAGACACAGGCCGGAAACCGGCUGGCUCGCCUGCGACGAUGACCUCGUCAAACCGAUAUCCAAUGAAGAGUUCGAAGACCUCCUCUCGGCUGAACCCAAAAUGAGAUCUGCAGCGACACCCUACCUACUAUUUUAUGUCAAAAGUGAAGUCGGCUAGUCCUAGUGCGGUUGAGUUUAAAAUUUAGCAGUGAAUGUUCUGUUAUUCUUUAAAAUGCUUUAAAAGACAGACACAUUGUACUGUGUCGAGCCGAAGUGAUAUUAUGGAUAUGAAGUUAACAUUUCAAUAGAUAUAUUUAAAACUAAUUCUUGGUAUUCUACUGACAAUACGAACUCGAAAAUUAUGAAUAUAUCUUCAUAUAAAUGUAUAAUCUGUUAAAUGUAUAUUGAAUGGAUUCAUAUUUAUGACAAAAUUGUAAAGCUAAAUUUAUAAAUAGCAUGUUGUUGUGUGAGAUGGCCUAAAUUUAAAUUCAAUUUGAUACUCUUUGUAACCGUACAUUUGAAAAUGUAUUUGUAAAAAGUUAUAUGCAAAUGAAUAGAUUCAGUUAUUAUAGUCCAUUAAUUGUAUAUUGUAAAAAAUAAUGACAGUUCAAAAUUAGAACAAUAUGCAAAAAUGAUAUGUGCAGUAUUACCACUGGAUAUAUAAAGUGCACUCUACAUAAAGAAAAUUUAUAUAUUUAAUUAAUUAUAAAGAUGUCAUUCUGUACCAAGUGAUAGUUGUUCAGAUUUUACUUAUUUUGUUAAUAUUAAAGCAAUAUUCAAAUCAAUAUUCUAACAGAUCACACAUAAAAGUAUAUAUAUUUUUUAAUUAAAAGUACUGAAGUUUCAUAGAAUCCCGUAAAUUAAAGAUGAAUGACCAAUUUAUGGCUGCAUAUGUAUUAAUAACUGGUGGUUGGCAUUUAAGAUAAGUAUCAUUUUUAAAAACCAAUUCACUUUCAUAUGAAUUGUUGUUGUGUCUGACAUUCCAUGUAAUAUUUUAAUAGAACAAUGCUUUAUGAAAAUAUAUAACGAUGUUUUAUAUACUAUGGGUUGAAACUAUGAUUAUUCACGUCAAACCUUAUUUUGAGGAAAAAGGUCACAUUUAAAGGGCUAAUGAACUUAACUGUAGAAUGACUAUUUUUUGGUACUUUACAUAUUUUGGGCUGAUUUUUCAAUUGUCAAUUUACAAUAGAUAACUCAUAUUUUUUUUUUUUGUUUAAAGUUUGUGAAUAAUAUGGGAUGGCAUUACAGCAAUUUAUAUUUGGAAUAACUUUUACUUGGACAUUGAAAGAUAAGCCCUAAAACAUUUAAAUUCAAUACUAAGGCGUACUUAUGACUUUAUUUUCUUGUAAAAUAAAAUUAAGCAAGAGUGAGAAGAGCUAGAUUAAUUUCACUACAUAUUCAAGUUUAUCAAUUGAUUGUCAUGACAUUUUUAUAUUAUUUAAAAAUAGUCUUUCCCUUUUCAAAUUUGUUUGUGUGGGAUUUGCGAUAAAAGCUUUUCGCUUAGAAGUUUUUCACAGUAAGCUUGCUUUUUUUUGUAACCAUCAAUAAAAUAAUAUAAUUUUUCUAAUCCAAUUAAUAUUUCAACUUCCGACGCAGUCGUCGGAAUAAAUAUAAUGAAUUCUUAAAAUAUAAACUUGGUAUGUUACAAAACAGACUAUCAGAAGGCAUUUUCUGUUUUAUAAGCACGAAGAUUUGUUAUUUUUUUUUAUUUAUAUGUCAAGAAUGAACAAUAUAAUCCCAUUAAUGAUAUAUUUUGUUGAACAAGAUCUAACAAGAUAUACCUUUAUUAUUACCACUUUUAGUUUAUACUAGAUAAAUAUACGAAGUUAAUAUAAGGUCAUCAAUAGUUAUUUAAUCAAUUUUAUAUCAAACAAAAAACAUAUAUUUGUGAUACAAGAAUAUUUUCCCCUCAACUAAUCUCCCGAGUUAGUAUAGUGUUUUAUUUAGCCAUCGCUUUGCGUCUAUGUUAUCGCCUCAUCUUAGUUUUUGGUUUGUUAAUAAUAUUGUGUAGUCAUAAAUCAUACAAAUUGUGGUUGCAGAGUUGUUUUCAAAAUGUUACGUAAUUUUUUUUAUAAAAAAACGUGUUUUUCAUACACUCUUUCAUUGCAUAAAUAACUCUUAUGCCAUGACGUAAUUUAAAACAAUUCGUAUGUAUCCUAUAAAUACUUUUUUAAAACAUUAAAUUUAGAAAGGAAUUAAUAUACGCAAUAAAAUCAAAUGGUACGUUUUUUAAGUUCUGUUUAAAAUGGAAGAAACAACACAAUAUUAUAUUUUACGAUGUAUAAUAAAUAUUGCAGCUUUAGACCAAAUUUAAAAUUGCUUGCUUUGUGACUGCUAACGUGAUAUAUAUUUAACAAAUGUUAAAACGAAUUUGCUAUUUAAGUAAGACAAAAAGCCUUCUUCACAACUAUUUUUCUACUUGGAAUGUAAUUAUCCUUUUCUAAAUAUGUUUAUUACCCUUUGUAAUAGAUAAAAUUUUUAAAAUAUGUUAAAAUAGUCAAUAAUAUAAAGACCAGUUAACAAUACUAUAAUUACUAGUUGAGAUACAUUCGUAUAUUAUUGAUUUGUAUCAUUUUUUUUUCUAGACCUUUAAUGUAAUGGUUACUGUACACAAUUUUAAUUAUUUAGUAACAAUUCAGCACUUUUGCUUAUUUUUUUUUCAGAGGACAAGGCUCAGAAUAAUUAACCAGAUUAUAGUCAAAAGGAUUUCGAGAAUAUUCAGAAAUGCAAUUACCAUGCAACAAUUUUAAACUGUAGUCUGUAGAUCAUUUGUGUACAAUAACUUUUAUAUAAGUAGGAUACAUAGUUUAAAAUGAGUUCAGGACCCCAGUGUGUAUUAGCUUUAAACUUAGCCGCUAUACUUUGAGUGUUAAGAAUAAACAUUAAAGUCCGACAAUUUUCUACAAACAACAUAUUAUAUUGUAUUAUUACGUCACGUAUUUUUAUUUUUAAAUUUAUUGCUCUUGUAUGUUUAGUGUGCUGUAUAUUUGUUGCAAAUGCCAUUCCAAAACCUUUCAAAAAGGUUAUAUCUUGUCAGUAGUUAUAUAACUUUAUUUUACUAAUGCAAAAAUGUUAUUUCAUUGUAAAUUAAAUUUGAAUAAAAAUUAUUUCGAAUGCA